UUUUAUAAAUAAAAACCAUAAAAACCCAAAGUUUGCCUUCCACAAGGGGCAAGAAAGAAACAAGGGUCAAUCAACCAACCAAACCAAGCAAUGAGGCCACCAAGACCAACCAUAGCUCUUUACCUCCUGUCCUUCCUUCUCUCCCCCCUUGCACUUCACAGACCCACCUUUGCCAUCAAAAAGUCAUAUGUGGUGUACUUGGGAUCACAUUCACAUCCCCCAAACUUAUCAGAACUUGAACUAAACCAAGUGAGAGAGAAUCACUAUGAGUUUCUUGGGUCCUUCUUGGGCAGCCAUGAAGUUGCAAAAGAAUCCAUCUUUUACUCAUACACAAAGCACAUCAAUGGCUUUGCUGCCACAUUAGAAGAAGAAGAGGCAGCUCAGAUAGCCAAGCAUCCAAAGGUAGUCUCCAUUUUCUUGAACCAGGGAAGAAAAUUACACACAACUAGAUCAUGGGAUUUCUUGGGACUUGAGCAUGAUGGUGUUACUCCACCCAACUCAAUCUGGAACAAGGCAAGAUAUGGUGAAGAUACAAUCAUAGGAAACCUUGAUACUGGCGCAUGGCCAGAGUCCAAUAGCUUUAGUGAUGAAGAGUAUGGACCAAUUCCAUCCAAGUGGAAAGGAAUCUGCCAAAAUGAGACAGAUUCUGAAUUUUACUGCAACAGGAAGCUAAUUGGAGCAAGAUACUACAACAAGGGCUAUGCUGCAGCUGCUGGCACCCUAAACUCCUCCUUUGACUCACCAAGAGACAAUGAAGGCCAUGGCUCUCACACCUUGUCAACAGCUGGGGGCAAUUUUGUAACUGGGGCAAGUGUGUUUGGGUUUGGUAAUGGAACAGCAAAGGGUGGAUCACCAAAAGCCAGAGUUGCAGCCUAUAAAGUGUGUUGGCCUCCAGUGAAUGGAAAUCAGUGCUUUGAAGCAGAUAUAUUGGCUGCAUUUGAUAUUGCCAUCCAUGAUGGUGUUGAUGUAUUGUCUGUGUCACUGGGUGGAUAUCCCUCUGCAUUCUUCAAUGAUAGUGUUGCAAUAGGUGCUUUUCAUGCUGUUAAGCAUGGCAUUGUGGUGGUUUGCUCAGCUGGGAAUUCCGGUCCAGCUGAAGGUACCGUCUCCAAUGUAGCGCCGUGGCAGAUCACUGUUGGUGCCAGUACCAUAGACAGGGAGUUCCCCAGUUAUGUCACCCUUGGAAACUGGAAGCACUUCAGGGGACAGAGCUUAUCGCCUGUGGCCUUGCCGGGGAAAAGGUUCUACCGGCUUAUUAGUGCUGCAGAUGCUAAAGCAGCUAACGCAUCAGUUCAAGAAGCUCUGUUAUGCAAGGCUGGCACACUUGAUCUCAAAAAGGUGAAGGGAAAGAUCUUGGCCUGCCUUCGAGGAGACAGUGCAAGAGUGGACAAGGGUGAGCAAGCCUUACUGGCUGGCGCCGUGGGAAUGAUUCUUGCUAACGAUGAGCUUAGCGGGAACGAAAUUAUUUCUGAUCCACAUGUCCUCCCUGCUUCACAUAUCAAUUUCACCGACGGUGCCCUUGUCUUUGCUUACAUCAAUUCAACUAAGUCUCCCAGGGCUUACAUAAAGCGUCCAACAACGCAACUGGGAACGAAGCCAGCUCCCGUCAUGGCAGCAUUUUCAUCAAAGGGACCCAACACCAUCACACCAGACAUCCUUAAGCCUGAUAUCACUGCGCCAGGAGUGAGUAUCAUAGCAGCCUACACUGAAGCACAAGGGCCAACAAAUCAAAUGUUUGACAAACGGCGAGUUCUGUUCAACUCAGUGUCAGGCACAUCAAUGUCAUGCCCUCAUAUUUCCGGCAUUUGCGGCCUUCUUAAAACCCUCUAUCCUCACUGGAGCCCUGCAGCUAUUAAAUCUGCAAUCAUGACCACAGGUAAGAACACCCUAAUCCAUUCAUCUCAUCUCUUCCUUGGAAAGGAACAUAGGCCAAGUUUUCUUAUAGCAUAUGAGUGCCCAAAACCUGCUGUUAGUCUCACUAACCUCAACUAUCCCUCAAUCACUGUCCCUAAACUCAAUGGAUCCCUUGUGGUGACUAGAACAGUGAAAAAUGUUGGCACUCCAGGAACUUACAAGGCUCGUAUCCAGAACCCAGAUGGCAUAUCGGUUUCAGUUGAGCCAAACAAGUUGGAGUUCAAGAAAAUUGGUGAAGAGAAGAGCUUUAAACUACUCCUGCAGGUUAUAGAUGCCAAAGCAGCUAAGAACUAUGUGUUUGGGAAGUUGAUAUGGUCAGAUGGUAAGCACUAUGUAAGGAGCCCCAUUGUGGUAAAGGCUGCCUAGAAGUAGCCAAAAAUAGUCCAAGUCAUCAUGUUGUGAGACAAAACCAUUUAAAUCAUGUCAAAAUAAGGAAAAAAAACCAGAUGUAUUUACAAUUAUAGUAUGCUUAGUAAUAAUUAGUCCUACUA
This is a messenger RNA of Prunus mume (Japanese apricot), 2402 nucleotides long. The record is from RefSeq and is a predicted model, not a curated record. Lineage: Eukaryota; Viridiplantae; Streptophyta; Magnoliopsida; Rosales; Rosaceae.